AUGUGGAGAAAAAUUAAUUCAAAACUUGAAGCAAAGUUUGGAUAUGACAAAUAUCUAAAUACUCAAAUUGAUAAAGAUGAAAAAUUUAAAUAUUUGAAAUUGAUUCAUAUACUUCAGUAUUGGAAAUACGCUAAAAAAUUUCCAAUUAGAUGGAAGCCCAAUUGGGAAUUAAUUGCAAAUGCAUUACUUAAUAGCGAACUAAUAAACCAAGAACUUCAAUCUACAAAUAUUACUGAUUUCAAAGAAAAUUCAAUUUCUUUCAGUAAUGACUUAAAAUCAAUUGAACAAGAAUUUGCUUUAUACAAAGACAGAGAAAAUAAAAUUAAACAUUUUCAUUUAGAAAUCAAGUUAGCUGCAAUAUAUAAUUUUAUUAAUCUCGCAAAAGGAUAUAUUGCAUUAUUAAAUUUCAUUAAAAGGAGCACCCCAGAUAACAAAAAAAGCGCAAGUUUAGAAGUUAAAAUUUCUGAAGCAGUUCCUUUAGACAAAAAUGCAAAAUUCAAAUCAAUUAGACAAUGGAUAAGAGCUAGAGUUAUGAAUAUGCUUGGAAUUAAGGCGACAAGAUAUGAGACCAAAAUAUGGACUAGAUUAAUUAGGAUCAUCUUUAUUUUAAAGAACAAAAUUGCAACUAUUGAAGCUCUUGCUCAAGCCAAUGCCUCUCCAUGGUUUUUCAAAACGAUAUCUAACCCAGAAUUCAACAAAUUUUUAGAAAAGAUAACGAACGGAAAGUAUAUUUUUGUUAUUAAUGAAGAAUUUGAUAAUUCUUUAAAAUUUAUUGAAGGUAUUAAAAUUUUUUUUGCUACAUCGUAA
This is a messenger RNA of Dentiscutata erythropus, 807 nucleotides long. The record is from the annotation of a GenBank genome assembly. NCBI's taxonomy places the organism in Eukaryota, Fungi, Glomeromycota, Glomeromycetes, Diversisporales, Gigasporaceae.